GUUUUAUGUCUAAAUUCUCUCAUUAAAAUAUGUCUACAUAAUAUAAUAUAAAUACACAAAAAAAAAUUGCAUAUUUUUGGCCUUCUUCCAUCUAAAUUAGUCCUUCUUUAAAGCUGUCAAAAUGAGGGCACUUCUAGGUGCCGGAAAACUCCUGAAGAAUUGCAAAUACCGAAUUAGAUGGUACUGCAAGGAGAAAACCCUACUACCACAAAAGGAAAUCAGCGAGAGGAUCAAAAAGGCCAACGAAGCAGGUCUAGAAGGAUCUUCUUCGUCGAAUGUCAAGUCCAAGAAAGGAUCUGUUCCUCAGCAGUCUGAAUGUCCCUCGGAUUACGGCAAUAAGCACUCAAUAAUCCCCCCAUUCCCCCAGAAAACAGAAUGCAGGAAUCUAAAAUUCAACUUGAUAGCAAACUCUGAAACACUGGAAAUAUUCAAUUGUAAAAUCUGCCAUGAAAAUAGCUCAGGCGAAGACCUAGAAUCCCCUACAAAGUCAAAAGAUGCCAAAAUAAUAAAGCUAAUGAAUCAGUUCUCAAGAAAACCCCAACAAUGUGAAGAAUCGAGUAUUGUAAAACAAGCUCCAGUUGAAGAUAUGAAAAGCUACAAGAUAAGCCUAUUGUUAAGGAUGCUCAAGAGAAGGCAAAACCACGAAUUCUCAAUCGAUGUACCAUUUCCUUUGGGAAGAAAUCCCUGUAUAGAUGGCAAACGGGGUAAUGGCGAGAAAUCUAAGGAUGCAUCCCAGAAAGAAAGUUCCUGCAAUGAGGAAAACAUGAAAGCCGAGUCCUAUCCUGAAGUUGAUGAAACCAAAUCCAAAUCUCAAGAGGAACCUUCACAGGAAGAUGUCGUUGAGCCAGAGGAACAGAAAGCUAAACAAGAAAACACUGAACUUAAGGUAUCUAAGGAAGCAGCCCUGAGACGAAGUUCCUGCACUGAACAGACGGAGGAUAGAUCAAAUGAACGAAAAUUUAAAAAGACUGAGAAGAAGAAGACCACAAAACCUGUUAAAGAACAAGCUCAAGAAAAAGUUAAUCCUAAAAUUGAUGAAAGCAAGACUCCAGCUAUAAAGGAUCAUAAAGACGGCAAACGGGAAAAUGCCGACGAAUCUAAGGAUGCAGCCCAAACAGGAAGUGCCGUGCCUUGUCCUAAGCUAAAUGCCAAGUUGAAGGUAACUGCAAUAAACCACAAGUUAAGAAGAGUUCGGAGAAAUCUCCUGCUAAAGGAACUGCCCAAGAAAGUGUUAAGCCUGAAAUUGAUGAAAGCAAGAAGAAAACUAAAGAAAAUGCUUCCCAGGAAGCUAUGGCUGAACCCAAAGAACAGAAAGUUAAGCCAAAUCAAGGAUGUUCCAAAAUCAAAUACCUGCACUGAUAAAGUGUUGCAACCCAUGCCUUGUACUAAAUUAAAAGUUCAAAAAGAUGAUCCUUCAAAGGCAACAACUCAAUCGCAGCCACCCAAAGAUUGGAAGCAACCACCACUGCCAACUUCUGACUUUAACUUUCCUUUACUAUCGGCUUUUCCAUCGGGCAGAAAUCCCUGCAGAGAUGGACCCCGAGGAGGAAGCAAAAAGGAGCUCAAACCGGAGGCAACAGAAACAGAAGCCGAAGGAGAAGCCGAAGGAGAAGCCGAAGGAGAAGGAGAACUUAAAAAGGAACCCAAACAACCAUACAUAGAAGACUGCGAUUCUUUUCAAGAAAUGAUUGAAGAAUCAUCCUCAAAAGAAAAGGCUUCAAAUGCACCCAAGAAAGCUGAGGCACAAGCAAAAGAGAUUUCCAAUUCUGCCAAGAGCGAAAAGACUCUAACUGGUUUAAAAUCUUCCGAAUCUUUACCCUUAAAGAAACUAUUAAGUCUACCGAGCUACCAAAAAAGUAAAAAUGAAGCUCAUAAGGCAUCAAACUCAGUUUUAAACAAAGAAAAAGUAAAGCAACUUGAUAAAUCCAAAAAACUAAUAACCGAAGCUCAAAAGGCAUCUGCUUCAGAAUUAAACAAGGAGAAAACAAAGAAACUUGAUGAUUCCAAAAACCAAAUAAUCAAAGCUCAAAAGGCAUCAGCAUCAGUUUCCGCAAGGCCUCCAAGAGCGAGGAAACCAUCUAUGGAAGUAACCAUCUCUAAGGAUAGUACAAAUUCCAACAAACUUAAGAAUUUGCCAGCACCUCCACUGGAUUCCACCCUUGAGGCCUAUUUGGAUAGCAUUGAGCCCCUUCUCACAGAAGCAGAGUUUGAAAACGAGAUAAAAUUGACCGAAGAAUUUAUGAAAAAAGAGGGUCCGGAGCUCCAGAAUCUGUUGGAGGAGGCAGCCGCUAGUUGCAAAAACUGGUUAACUCCCCGAUGGACCCAAGCCGCCUAUUUAGCCUAUCAGGCACCCGUGACAGCCUUCACCAGUCCGGCACUAUCAUUUCCGGUGCAAACUUUCAAGGAUGCCAUGGAAUGCCUCACCUUUACGGCCCGAGCGAUUCGAGCCAUUUACUUGUUCAAGACGCUUGUGGAUCAAAAUAAAAUCCCUGUAACCCAAAUGGGUGAUAAUCAAUUGGAUAACAGCCAGUUUUCCAAUAUCUUUGGUACGGUUCGCAAGCCAGGAAGGUUUUGUGAUACUAUCGAGCAGUACUGCGUCAAUUACGUGGUGGUUGUCUUUAAAAUAAUGUAAUACUUUCAGUUACCCAUCGUUUCGUCUUCUGGAAAUCUGUCGAGUGUUACAAGUUUAGUGGAUGAACUGGAGGCCAUCAUCAAUUGUCCCCUGCCAAAGGGUGAACCCAUUGGCUUGCUAACCCACGACAAUCGAGGCAAUUGGGCCGAGGCUUAUGGAGCAAUGUAUUGUCAGCCUGGUAAUGCGGAUACCCUAGAGGCAAUAGAGCAAUCUCUUUUCGUGGUCUGUCUGGAUGAAUGUGUUCCAAUUCCCGAAGGACAAAAGUAUAUAGUGCAGGCACACCAGCUCCUACAUGGCGGUGGACUGACUGAGAAUAGUGCAAAUCGCUGGAUGGACAAGACUAUCCAAUUGAUUGUGAAUCCAAAUGGAUUGGCAGGAUUCUGUUACGAGCAUUCACCGGCCGAAUGUCAACCACUGGCCAUGCUCAUGGACUAUGUGAUGGAGAAAAUCCAAAAGGAAGCCGAGUCCGAGUCCGGGUCCGAUUGCCACUGCGAGUGUAGGGAACCCAACAAAGGCAACAAUUCGAAUCCAGCUCGACAUUUGAGAUUCCUUCCAUCUGACGAAUGCAUCAACAUGUGGCUCCAUGUUGCCAUGCGAAAUAUCUCAAAGAUCGCCAAUCAGCUGCAGAUGUAUGUCUUCGAGUAUGAGUGCCAUGGAAAGGACUUCAUCAAGGCUCAGGGUCUCAAUUCGGAUAGCUACAUUCAGAUGGCUUUGCAACUGGCCUACUAUAAUAUGCACAAAACUAUACCCGCCCAAUACGAGUCGGCACAUUUGCGAAUGUUUGUCGAUGGAAGAACCGAGACCAUACGUUCCACCUCUAAUAAAUCAAAGGAAUUUUUAGAGGCCAUGAAGUCCCAAAAUGCCACGGAGGAAGACAAGUUAGUAGCGCUCCAAGAAGCAGUGGAUCUCCAUGAAGAGUUGACAAAACGUGCACUCCAUGGUGAAGGCAUAGAUCGCCAUCUAUUUGGCCUACAGCAAAUGGCCGUGGAGAAUUGUCUACCAGUGCCAGAGUUCUUCAAAUCCAAGGGAUUCGUGCGAUCGGUUACCUUUCAGCUUUUUACCUCCCAAGUGGCCACCACACACAAGUCCUUUAUGGCCUACGGUCCUUUGACAUGCGAUGGCUACGGUUGCUGCUACAAUCCCCAGGAGAAUAAGAUCUCUUUUGCCAUUUCCGCUUGGAAAACAUCGAUGGGAGUUAACCCUGAGCAAUAUGGAAAAGCCAUUAAGAAAUCUCUGGACAGCAUGAGGAAAUUGAUUGUGAAAACGGGAGGGGAGAGAGUGGGCGAGGAUCCUUGCCUAUGUGAGAAAAUUUUGAAGUAG
Messenger RNA from Drosophila serrata, 3952 nucleotides. RefSeq lists its product as uncharacterized. Gene Ontology annotation, cellular component: peroxisome. Gene Ontology annotation, molecular function: carnitine O-acetyltransferase activity. Gene Ontology annotation, biological process: carnitine metabolic process, CoA-linked. NCBI's taxonomy places the organism in Eukaryota, Metazoa, Arthropoda, Insecta, Diptera, Drosophilidae. The record is from RefSeq and is a predicted model, not a curated record.